AUAUACAUAUCUUCCUACCAGGUUGUUAUUUCAUAGACCCCGUAUCAGAUUCAAACGGUAACUUCUGACUACAAGCUGCAUAUUUGUACCAGUCUAUGGUAAAACGAAUUUUAGGAAAACCAGCAACAGCACGCUUUCAACGAAAUGCUCUUUACGAAAGAAUUGUCGUUUGCAAUGGUUUUGUUGGUGCACUUGGUUCAGGCAGUACCUGUUGUAAACUUAGUGAACAUGCCGGACACCGAACUGUGUGCUUUAAUCAGGAACGGCACAAACGUUGCAUUUGCGAUGGAAGAGGCAGAAAAAUGCAAUGAUACGCAAGACGAUUUGGGCGCCGGAUGUCCUUCUGUAGAAUGCGACAACAGUUUACUUUGCUCUAACGGCUACUUAUUAGAUGCAGAAGGCUGCGAGACAUGCGAGUGCAUCGAAUGGGCACGAGAUAUGGAAAUGGACAUUACCGGAGACUUUGACGACAUUGAUGUGUGGAAAGAUUACACUGAUGAGCUCGGAGAAUUUGUCAUAACAUAUGAAACAUCUGAAUACCUAAGUUCAGCCGAGAAGAAAGCAAUUACGCAAGCCAUUGACGAAAUCAACGAGAACACAUGCCUUCAAUUUUUACCCCGAAAGAUCAAUGACUCAAAGGAAAAUUACAUAAGGUUUGAAUGGGAUGAAGUCUGUUCAUCUGCAGUUGGGAAGACUGGUGGAGCACAAGGAGUUAUUCUAAGUGAAGAGUGCUCCACGAAAGGCGGUGUUCUGCACGAGUUGAUGCAUACACUCGGUUUCCUCCAUGAGCACAACCGACCCGAUCGAGAUCAGUAUAUUAAUAUUGAAUGGGAGAACAUUAUACCUGAAAAACGAAGCAUGUUCAACAAGUGGCAGGUUUCAGAAGACGGUGUAUUGAAUGAGUUCCCGUAUGACGUAAGCUCGGUCACGCAUCUUGAUUCCUUUGCCUUCUCCAACAAUGGUGAACCCACCAUUACAGGGCUGGAUGGCUUUCCACUUCCAACACAAAACACUCAUCUGUCUGUGCUAGAUAUUGACAAAAUUAACCACGUGUAUGGUUGCCCUGAGUUCAUGCCUUUGCCGCCCAUGAUGCCAGACAAAUGUAAAGAUGAUUUAUUUGCUUGUCCCGAAUUGGCGAACACUUGCGCAUGCUUAUUGUCACCCGCAUUCAUGAUGAAUCACUGCUGCAGCUCUUGCGAGAUGGAGGCGACACAGAUCGUUGACCAUUUUCCCUUCUGCAACUUAUGGGCAGCAAACUGUGGUAAAAGUAGAUAUUUCGACAACCUUUGCCGCAAGACGUGUCCGAAGUGUGUUCUGGCUGGGUAGUCUAUGUUUUAUCGGCGAGUGCCCAAAAUCUUAUACUGUAUAGCAUACACUAUACGUGAUCGCGUGCAAAAUAUACCAACUAUUUAAAUUGUAAUAUUUGGCAAAGUUGCGCAAUCUGUACCUUACAAAUGUUGAACGAAAAGUA
Messenger RNA from Ciona intestinalis (vase tunicate), 1471 nucleotides. The record is from RefSeq and is a predicted model, not a curated record. Lineage: Eukaryota; Metazoa; Chordata; Ascidiacea; Phlebobranchia; Cionidae.